ACUUCCUCAUCGCCAGGCUCUGCACAGGAAUCCCACGCUUAGGGUUAUAACAGCAGGUGGGAAAUUCCCUGAGCCUGGGGAGCCCUCCUUUUCUCAGAAGACAGUCUCUGAGUACCAGCUGUGUGCCAGGCCCGGAGAAGCCCUGGAUGCCGUUUCGAACAGGCCUGUUCCUAACCCAGGGGGAGGUGGUGGGCUGGGAGGCAGGCAGGUGUCCCGGGCAUCAGCCAGUGGAUGGAGAGAGGCUGCUGGGACUCCUGCUCUGCCUAUAGGGACAUAAGACCCAGCUUCUGAGGGACAAAAAGGCAGAGAUGGGAGGACAAGGACUCCAAGGUCAGGCGUUCGGAGCGAAAGACCCCUUAAACCAGGGAGCUCGCAUGCCCAGGGAGUGGAUUCCAGCGCUUUGUUGAGACGCCUCCAUGUGCUUCCGGAGAGGAGAUGGGAAGACAGCCUGGCCUUGCAGGCAGGGGCUUCCUGGUGCUGCCACAGACUCAGGGCCAGGUGGUGGGCACAGGCAGCCACAGGUGCCAGGACCGCAGUCCUGCAGAGCAAGGAGGAGAAAGCAAAGUCCGAGGCUGGGCGAGGGCAGCCAGGGCAUCCUGCACUGCCCCUGAAGGUGCCCAGAGCUCUCCAGGCGUGACCAGGGUCCCAGGACAUGGGAACAGGGAGGGUGAAGGCCCCAGGCUGCACAGGGCAUUUGAUCAGUGAGGCUGUGUUCUGCGUCCGCAGUUCCACUCACGCUUCCUCCUUUGGAAAGCAAGUCUCAUGGGCUGCACCCUGCUCCCACUCCUGGGCGAACAGCUUCCCCGGAGGGUCUCUUGGGUGCCUCUUGGCGUCAGAUGUCUCCUGAUUCACCAUUCCCGGCCCCCACAGGUCCUGGUCCCUGCCCCUCAGAGGUGGUUGGGGGGUGGGAAGGAUUUGGCCACAAACUGAUCAAUCAGAUUACAGUUGGAGCAGGUGUGCAGAUGGAAGGUGGGGUGCCGGGGCACUUCACAGCCAGGGGCUGUCGCCUCUGCAAGCCUUGCUGGCCCGGGGCUGAUCCGGCUGAGGCCCUGCACUCUGAGCAUCCCCAGGGAGCCUUCCCUGACUGUGGGAUUCCCUCCCCGGCCAGAGCUAGGGGACCCUCUCUAUGCCUCAUAGAACCUCCCUCACGGAACCAUCACUAUUCUGUCGAAAUUCCCAACUUAGCAGGCCUGGGUCUCCCUCCCUCUGUGUGGGAGGUGGGUGGUUGUUGAAACCAAGGACUUUAGACCGUGGGCUCCUCCCGCCCCUGCUCUGCUGAUGGAGCCCAAGGUAUGAGGUGAGCUGGGGCCUGGGAGGCCAGUUCUCAGGGUGACAGCCACAGCCAUGGGGGCAGGGGUGAUGGCUGGGCUUACAUGACACCCACUCGUCCCUGUCUGCAGCCAACUUGCCCCCCAUGAGGGUUUCCUCAUCCUGUACUAAACAUUACACAGGAGCUGCCUCUUGGGGAGCAGCCUCUGUGAAGGGACCUGUCGCCACAGUGGUGGCCCGAGCCGAGAGCAGUGCGGGGAGGGAGGAGGUGCUCGUGGGUGGGAAAAGGCAUGGCAGGGAUGGCAGCUUCAGUGUGCACUUCUGCUUUGGUCUGACAGGUGUGCGGGUGCGUGUGUGUGUGUGUGUGUGUGCUUGCACACAGGCUUGAGAAUUGCCUAGCCCCUCAGAGCCUCAGUUUCCCCAUCUCUGCACUGGGGAGGUAGGCCUUCCCUGGGGGUUGCUGGACCAAGGUGUCUGGUACCAGGAGGUGUGCCAGUUGGCACCUACUGUCCUGGGACUGUCCUGAGGUCAGUCUUGACCGCCUCUGGGUUUUCAGGCUCAGAGCCUCGGGGGAGGGCUGGGGGUGCUGGGGAAGGAAACUGGGCUCCAUCUGUGCUUGAUGUAUGGUGAGAUUUUCCGUGCUGCUGUCUAACGCAGGCCCAGCUUGCCCUGUUUGGUAAAAAACUGAGGUGGGGAAGAAAUAAGCCCAGCAUCUCCGCAACUCCUACCUCCCAUCUCCCCGCCCCUGCAAGACAUUCUGAGCAGACACUGGGACAGACUUUGUGGCGCAUGGACUCGUCCCCCUGCUCCUGGCUUGAAGCUCCCAGGGGUGCCUCUCUGCCCUUCCCAGGUGCUCGAUGUCCAGGGCCUCCUGCCUCCCCUUCACAGCUGCGUCCUCUGUCCCUGACUGCAGACCCCACGCACCCCCAACAGCUGCCUGAUUUGCCUCCCAGUCCCCUGCCACGUUCCCCGCCCAGAGAGCAGGGUGGAAGUGGGAGAUGGGGAUAAGGACAGGAGGCUCUGGGGGUUGUCCUGGCAGCUGGAAGGCCCCAGCCUCGUGGGCCCAUCAGGGCUCUGAGGCCCGGACGGAGGCCCUGGCAAGCCCUGGGUGCCCUGCCCCCCAGCAUCCACCACAAAAGGGGUGACAGGACAGCAGGAGGCCAGACUUGCACUUUUGCUCCCAGACAGAGGUCAGAGGCAUGGCCGUCCCGGUUCUCCAUGCCCUGCCUGCAGAGGGGAUGUUUGCUGGCCACUGAGGGGCUUCAAGCCAGGAGCAAGGGGACGAGUCCACGCACCGGAAAGUCUGUCCCAGUGUUUGCUCAGAAUAUCUUGCUGGGCGGGGAGAUGGGAGGCAGGAGCUGCGGGGCACGCUGGGCUUAUUUCUUCCCCACCUCACAUUUCACCAAGCAGGGGCAGCAGAGCCUGUAUUAGACAGCAGCAGGGAAAAUCUUCUCACCACACAUCAGGCACGGAUGGAACCCCUUUUCCUUCCUCUGCAUCCCCAUUGCUCCCCGAGGCUCUGGACUUGAAAACUGCCCUGGCCAUGGUGUUCUGGAGGGGCAGGGUGGACCUUUCCCCACCCACAAUCAGUGAACAGUGAGGCCCCCCAUGACCAAGCCCUCCCUUUGGGGACAGCAGGGUUCUGACUAUGUGCUUGCCAUCCUCCUCUCUUAUUAGCGCCUCUGUCUGAGGCCGGAGCUGAGGAGGACGUGGCUGACCCCGUCCCUGCGGCCACAGCUGGGGUUUGUCCCCUGUGCACCUCAGCCCUGGCCCAGGCUGCCGUCCCCAUGGCCCCUGUGCCUAUUUGUGACGCUGGAAGGGGGACUCGAAUGUGUCCUUCUGUGUCUUCUGACAGGCGACGGAGCACUGUUCCGGGAGCACGGUCUGUUGGGUGUGACGGCCCAGCAAAGAGGCAGUGACCGGCUCCUGAGGAGGGGCACAAGGCACCCAGGGGUUCUGCCUCGACAGGGAAGGGGACUCCAGGCAGAAAACCAGCGAGAGGAGGCCCCGUGGAGGAAGGGAGCACAGCAAACCCGAGAUAGGGAGGGGAGGCGCAGCAGCGGUGCGGGAUCACGCCCACCACAACACGGUGCACGGUGCGGUGAGGGGCUCGCUGGAUCUGAAAGGGCCAGGCAUGUGAGGUCUCUGCGGGUCAUGGAGAACCUCCCUGCCGUGACCACUGAGGAGCCGACCCCCAUGGGGAGGGGUCCUGUGGGACCCUCAGGAGGUGGCAGCACCCGGGACCAGGUCCGGACUGUGGUCAUGAGGCCCUCUGUGAGCUGGGAGAAAGCGGGGCCCGAGGAGGCCAAGGCGCCAGUGAGAGGCGACGAGGCUCCUCCUGCCCGCGUGGCUGGGCCUGCUGCUGGGACCCCUCCCUGCCAGAUGGGGGUUUAUCCCACAGACCUGACCCUGCAGCUGCUGGCUGUGCGGAGGAAGAGCAGACUGCGGGACCCCGGCCUACAGCAGACCCUCCGGGGCCAGCUCCGCCUGCUGGAGAAUGAUAGCCGGGAGAUGGCCCGCGUGCUUGGGGAAUUAUCAGCCAGGCUGCUGUCCAUCCACAGUGACCAGGACCGGAUCGUGGUGACGUUUAAGACUUUUGAAGAAAUCUGGAAGUUUUCCACCUACCAUGCUCUCGGCUUCACUCAUCACUGCCUGGCAAACCUGCUCAUGGACCAGGCCUUCUGGCUGCUCUUGCCCAGUGAGGAGGAGGAGACGGCCAUCCAAGUCCAUGUGGAUGAGAACGCCUUAAGGCUGACCCACGAGAGCCUCCUCAUCCAAGAAGGGCCCUUCUUUGUCCUGUGUCCUGACCACCAUGUGAGAGUGAUGACGGGUCCCCGGGAUGCAGGAAAUGGCCCCCAGGCCCUCAGGCAGGCUUCGGGGGCACCCCAGGGAGAGGCGGCCCCGGAAACAGACUCUUCACCGCCGAGCCCCAGCGUGUCCUCCGAGGAGGUGGCAGUGGCGGCCGCCCCGGAGCCUUUGAUUCCAUUUCAUCAGUGGGCUCUUAGGAUCCCCCAGGACCCCAUCGACGAUGCCAUGGGUGGCCCUGUGAUGCCCGGCAACCCGCUGAUGGCUGUGGGCCUGGCCUCGGCAUUGGCAGACUUCCAGGGCUCGGGGCCCGAAGAGAUGACCUUCCGAGGUGGCGACCUCAUCGAGAUCCUUGGGGCGCAGGUGCCCAGCCUGCCCUGGUGCGUGGGCCGACACGCAGCCUCGGGCCGGGUGGGGUUUGUGCGGAGCAGCCUCAUCAGCAUGCAGGGCCCCGUGUCCGAGUUGGAAAGUGCGAUUUUUCUCAAUGAGGAAGAAAAGUCAUUCUUCAGCGAGGGCUGCUUUUCUGAGGAGGAUGCCAGGCAGUUGCUGAGGCGGAUGUCGGGCACCGAUGUCUGCAGCGUGUACAGCCUGGACUCAGUAGAGGAAGCUGAGACCGAGCAGCCGCAGGAAAAAGAAAUACCUCCACCUUGCCUGAGCCUGGAGCCACAGGAGACCUUGCAGAAGGUGAAGAAUGUUCUGGAACAAUGCAAGACCUGCCCAGGCUGCCCCCAGGAGCCAGCGUCCUGGGGUCUCUGUGCGGCAUCCAGCGACGUGAGCUUGCAGGACCCCGAGGAGCCCUCCUUCUGCUUGGAAGCCGAGGACGACUGGGAGGACCCAGAGGCCCUGAGCUCACUGCUGCUGUUCCUGAACGCCCCUGGGUACAAGGCCAGCUUCCGUGGCCUGUACGAUGUGGCGCUGCCGUGGCUGAGCAGCGUGUUCCGCAGCUUCAGCGACGAGGAGGAGCUGACUGGGCGCCUGGCACAGGCCCGGGGGGCGGCCAAGAAAGCUGGCCUCCUCAUGGCCCUGGCCAGGCUCUGCUUCCUCCUGGGGCGGCUGUGCAGCAGGAGGCUCAAGCUGUCCCAGGCCCGGGUGUACUUUGAGGAAGCGCUGGGGGCCCUGGAGGGCAGCUUCGGGGACCUGUUCCUAGUGGUGGCUGUGUACGCCAACCUGGCCAGCAUUUACCGGAAGCAGAAGAACCGGGAGAAGUGUGCACAGGUGGUGCCCAAAGCCAUGGCCCUGCUCCUGGGGACGCCUGACCACAUCUGCAGCACCGAGGCGGAGGGGGAGCUCCUGCAGCUGGCGCUGCGGCGGGCGGUGGGUGGCCAGAGCCUGCAGGCCGAGGCCCGGGCCUGCUUCCUGCUGGCCAGGCACCACGUGCACCUCAAGCAGCCCGAGGAGGCCCUGCCCUUCCUAGAGCGGCUGCUGCUUUUGCACAGGGACUCGGGAGCCCCAGAGGCCGCGUGGCUCUCAGACUGCUACCUACUCCUGGCUGACAUCUACAGCCGCAAGUGCCUGCCCCACCUGGUGCUGAGCUGUGUCAAGGUGGCCUCAUUGCGGACACGGGGCUCGCUGGCCGGCUCGCUGAGGAGUGUGAACCUGGUGCUCCAGAACGCCCCCCAGCCCCACAGCCUCCCUGCCCAAACUUCCCACUACCUCAGGCAAGCGCUGGCCUCCCUGACCCCGGGCACAGGCCAGGCGCUGCGCGGCCCCCUCUACACCAGCUUGGCCCAGCUGUACAGCCACCAUGGCUGCCACGGCCCGGCCAUCACCUUCAUGACGCAGGCAGUGGAAGCCAGUGCUAUUGCCGGAGUCCGUGCCAUCGUGGACCACCUGGUGGCCCUGGCCUGGCUGCACGUGCUUCAUGGGCAGAGCCCGGUGGCCCUGGACAUCCUGCAGUCUGUCCGGGAUGCAGUGGUGGCCAGCGAGGACCAGGAGGGCGUGAUUGCCAACAUGGUGGCCGUGGCUCUGAAGAGGACGGGCCGGACGAGGCAGGCAGCUGAGAGCUACUACCGCGCCCUGCGGGUGGCUCGGGACCUGGGCCAGCAAAGGAACCAGGCAGUGGGGCUGGCCAACUUCGGGGCCCUGUGCCUGCAUGCGGGUGCCAGCAGGCUGGCCCAGCACUACCUCCUGGAGGCCGUGCGGCUGUUCUCGAGGCUGCCCCUUGGGGAGUGUGGCCGGGACUUCACCCACGUGCUCCUGCAGCUGGGCCAUCUCUGCACCCGCCAGGGCCCGGCCCAGCAGGGCAAGGGCUACUACGAGUGGGCCCUUCUGGUCGCCGUGGAGAUGGGCCACGUGGAGAGCCAGCUGCGGGCCGUCCAGCGGCUGUGCCACUUCUACAGCGCCGUCAUGCCCAGCGAGGCCCAGUGUGUCAUCUACCAUGAGCUCCAGCUCUCCCUGGCCUGCAAGGUGGCCGACAAGGUGCUGGAGGGGCAGCUCCUGGAGACCAUCAGCCAGCUCUACCUGUCCCUGGGCACCGAGCGGGCCUACAAAUCCGCACUGGACUACACCAAACGAAGUCUGGGGAUUUUCAUUGACCUCCAGAAGAAAGAGAAGGAGGCGCAUGCCUGGCUGCAAGCAGGGAAGAUCUAUUACAUCUUGCGGCAGAGCGAGCUGGUGGACCUCUACAUCCAGGUGGCACAGAACGUGGCCCUGUACACAGGCGACCCCAACCUGGGGCUGGAGCUGUUUGAGGCGGCUGGAGACAUCUUCUUCGACGGGGCCUGGGAGCGGGAGAAAGCUGUGUCCUUCUACCGGGACCGGGCCCUGCCCCUGGCAGUGACUACGGGCAACCGCAAGGCGGAGCUGCGGCUGUGCAACAAGCUGGUGGCACUGCUGGCCACGCUGGAGGAGCCCCAGGAGGGCUUGGAGUUUGCCCACAUGGCCCUAGCACUCAGCAUCACCCUGGGGGACCGGCUGAACGAGCGCGUGGCCUACCACCGGCUGGCCGCCCUGCAACACCGACUGGGCCAUGGCGAGCUGGCAGAGCACUUCUACCUCAAGGCCCUGUCGCUCUGCAACUCGCCGCUGGAGUUUGACGAGGAGACCCUCUACUACGUGAAGGUGUACCUGGUGCUCGGUGACAUCAUCUUCUACGACCUGAAGGACCCGUUUGAUGCAGCCGGGUACUACCAGCUGGCGCUGGCAGCCGCCGUGGACCUGGGCAACAAGAAGGCACAGCUGAAGAUCUACACGCGGCUGGCCACCAUCUACCACAACUUCCUCCUGGACCGUGAGAAGUCGCUCUUCUUCUACCAGAAGGCCAGGACCUUCGCCACAGAGCUCAACGUCCGCAGGGUCAACCUGCCUCCUCUGCCACUCUGCGGGUGGGCCCCCUGGUUGGCCCCCAGCCACCCUCGCUGAGGACAGCAUCCAAGGGAGUGGGUUUUGUGCAAGGGCUGGGGGUCUCCUGCCUCUCCUGGUGUCGCCGGUGGCUCAUUUUCUGGCAAAUGGAGGCACGAACGCAGGGGCCAAAUAGCAAUAAAUGGGUUUUGUUUUUUUUUUGCAAUAA
Messenger RNA from Homo sapiens (human), 7582 nucleotides. It is a transcript of the gene SH3TC1, whose product is annotated as SH3 domain and tetratricopeptide repeats 1. The transcript has 18 exons. The record is from RefSeq and is a predicted model, not a curated record. Lineage: Eukaryota; Metazoa; Chordata; Mammalia; Primates; Hominidae. The coding region runs from base 3424 to 7434 and encodes 1336 amino acids.